AUGCCCGAGGGCACGCUGCUCCCGGACUAUGCCCUCCAAGCCGAUGGCUCCAGCGCCUGUGAGCGCCAGGGGCUGAAAGAGGUUCCCGUGUUGGAGGGCAAGGACCUCGAGACCAUGCGGAGAGCCUGCAAGCUGGGUCGGGAGGUUCUGGACACCGCUGCUCGCUUCAUGCGGCCUGGCGUCACAGGGGACGAGAUCGACCGCGUGGUCUACCAGGCGUGCAUCGAUCGCAAGAUCUACCCUAGCCCACUGAAUUACUAUCGCUUCCCCAAGACGCUCUGCGUUUCAGCUAACGAGGUCAUUUGCCACGGCAUUCCGGACUGCCGGCCCUGCGAGGAGGGAGACAUCGUGAACUUAGACAUCAGCAUCUACUUCGAAGGCUUCCACUCAGGCCGGCUGCCCAGCUCAGCGGACCGCAGGGCGCAGGGGGAGGGCGGCCGGGCGGCCUUCGGGAAGACAGCCUACAAUGCCCUCUUCGCUGCAGCACAGAUGAUCCGUCCGGGGACCUUCUAUCGAGAUUUAGGUGCCGCCAUCCAGUCAGAGGCGUCCAAGAACGGCUGCGCCGUCGUCACCACGCCGUAUUGCGGCCAUGGCGUCGGGAAGUUGUUCCACGGACCGCCGAAGGUCCCCCACUACAAGAAGAACAAGGCCGUGGGCAUCAUGAAGCCCGGCCACGUCUUCACCGUUGAGCCCAUGCUGAACCUUGGGGGCAACGGCGGCGACAGGACCUGGCCCGACAACUGGACCGCCGUCACUCGAGAUGGCAAGAGGUCCGCCCAAUUCGAGCACACCUUCUUGGUCACCGAGUAG
Symbiodinium sp. CCMP2456 is the source of this 810-nucleotide messenger RNA. Lineage: Eukaryota; Dinophyceae; Suessiales; Symbiodiniaceae. The record is from the annotation of a GenBank genome assembly.